Molecule: messenger RNA, 2693 nt
Organism: Ceratina calcarata
Lineage: Eukaryota; Metazoa; Arthropoda; Insecta; Hymenoptera; Apidae
Product: glutamate receptor U1
Exons: 10
Coding region: 540-2597 (685 amino acids)
Cellular component (GO): membrane
Molecular function (GO): ligand-gated monoatomic ion channel activity
Source: RefSeq, a predicted model, not a curated record
UUUAUGGUCUUUAAUCGGCGCUUAUCGCGACACGUUAGUCAACCUUCGUUAUCUAUGAGACUAAGGAGCGAAGGAGACGACACCUGUUUAGAAUAUCUAAGGCGUAGCUAAUUAACAAUUUCUUUGAAAACAACAAGUCGGUUACCCUCGUUUAUUUAUCGUUCUUCUCUCGUUCGUUUAUUUUAUUAUUAUUUUUCGUCGAACCGUCCUCGACUGUUCGUCUCGAGGAGGUGGAACGAUUCGCUCGGGGACAUUCGUGACGUUUCUCGUUUGCCUUUAAGAACUGGACAACGAUGUUUGCUGAGUUUGGUAAACAUCGAAUUCGGUUCGAAUCGGUCACGCGAACGAAUCGGUCACGCGAACGUAUCGGUCGUGUAACCGUACGCUCGCGUAUGCACGAUCCAAUGUAGUUUACGAACGAAUCACGAUCGAUGCUGGAGUAUAUGUAACUUUGUUGUGGUUUCGCGAAAAGUGGUUAAGGCUAGGCAACUAUCGACGCGGAUCAUCAGAUCCGAUUGCCCGAUAAAACGUAGAGUCACAUGCACGGGGGUAGUUCAGAUGGUGUUCUCGAGAUCAGUCGCGCUGGACGAGAGAAGAAGAGUCGAGGUUCGGGAGAAACCGCUUCGACGAGAAUGCCUCGAUGGGAAUCUCGCGCGAUGACGUUGCUCCUGGGGUUGCUGUUCGUAUCGAAGAGGCUCGUCGUAGCCGAGGAGUCUCUUCUCGUGAGGCCCAUCCAAGUUUAUGAGGGCCUGAUCAAGGGUGUUCACGAUUACUUCAACAACACCUGUAUAAUACUCUUUCACGGGGCGACGAAGUUGGUCAAAAUGGAGGGUGAGCGAACAGGCGAGGCUACUGCAUCUCUACAGCUCACGGUUCCCCGACGCGUUCCGGGACUGAGAGAAAUGGAACGUCUGUUGGCGUUGCAGAGAUACUUAAGCGGCUCCCUGUCCGUUCGGACCGCGAUCAUGGAUUUCCACAUGUUCGAGACGCGAGUCGGGAAGACAUAUCAUCACAUUAAGAGGCCGUUGUUCGUGCUGUUGAACGAUCUCGACGACAUCAGGGAUCAGUUUGCUUCGGUCUCGAAGUGGAUCGCGAUGGCCUAUCCGACGUGGCUGCUGUUCCUGAGGGACGACACCGCGCCCGAGCAGUUCCUGGCGAACGUUUACGUGCCGUUCGACUGCGUUCUACUGGUCGCUCGCAGGGACACUGAGGGAAGAGGCGAGGUGGUUCGGGACAUGUACCGGAUCGGUAACGAGAAUCAUUUGAGAUCGAUGAGGUUUGGCGCGUGGGACCCGGCUCGCGGCUUCCAGGGACCCACGCUCGGAUUGUAUCAACGCAGGCGCGAUCUCCACGGGCAUAAUAUAAGAGUCGUUUCCGUGCAGGAUCCUCCGGUCUCGCGGAUUCUCCGGGAUGAGGAUAGUCAAGCGUAUGGUAUCGGCGGGUUUUUCGGCGAGGUGAUACAACUGCUGCAAGAAGGAAUGAAUUGCACAUUCAGUUUCACGGAGGCCAAGUCGUGGGGCGUUAGACAGCGCAAUGGCUCGUGGACGGGUUCGAUCGGAAUGCUGGUGGAGAACCAGGCCGACCUCGCGGCCACCGAAUUGAUGAUGACGUCCGACCGGCUGGACGUCGUUAAAUUCACCACUCCCGUCUAUUCGACGAAAUGUCGGGUUUUCAUCAAGAGACCGGAUACCACAGCCGUGAAAUGGAACGCGUACUUUGCGCCGUUCGCCGUGAACAUAUGGAACGCGCUCGGGUCAAUGAUCAUACUCGUAGGGUUGAUGAUAGCCGGAAUGGACGCGUUCUCGAAGAAAUCGGAAUGGGUACCAGCGGAAGAAGCCAGGACCCCAGUCAGAAUAUCAGACAUUGUAUUCCACGUGUUCGGCGUGUUCUGCGGGCAGGGCAUGGAACCGUCGUCGUCGGAUUCUGUACGCUUGGUUCACUUGAGCGUUCAUUUGAUGGCCGUAGUCGUUCUCGCAGCCUAUUCCGCGGCGUUGAUCAGUUACUUAGCAAUCAAGACGUUCGUAAUGCCGUUCACUACGAUGCAGGGUUUACUGGACGACGGUAGUUAUCGAUUCGCGGUGGUCGGCGAUUCCGCGGAUUUCAGUUUCUUCGAGAACACCACUGACCCUGUGCUCAGCAUCAUGUUUGAGCAAUUGCUGACGUUCGAGUUCGAUCUGCCGGUGAAUUAUCUCGACGGCUUGACGCGAGUCUGUCGGCAGGACAAGUACGCGUUCAUGACUCUGGACAACAUGGCUUCUGUGCUGCAAGGAGACGUCGAAUGCUUUUUGGAACCUCUGGACACGAUGAUGCAAACCACGAUAGCAAUGGCAGUGCCGAUGCACAGUCCCUACCGCGGGAUCAUAGACACCAACAUUCUUCUGCUCCGCGACAGCGGCAUUCUUCAGCGGCUGCUAAAGCUAGAAUGGUCGAGGAACGCGAAUCGGGCUAAAUCCGGAUGGACCUCGGUAGAGCUAGAAGACGCGACGCCGUUGCUCGUUCUCAUGCUCGGCGCUUUCGUAGUCACCAUGCUGGUGUUGCUGGCGGAAUACAUGGUCGCUCGAAAUCGCGAACAGCGGCGGCGACCGGAUGCGAACUGAAUGACCAUAAUUCCCCGCGAGUACUCGUAAUUUGUCAUGGGUAGUUGAAUCGAAAGCGAGAAAGAAGAAGGAUAAAUAAAGCUGCGAGAACGUUUA